AGCACCACGUGGAAUCUUUGCUCCUAAUCUUUCAAACUUUUCUGGCUCCUUAAGGAACUUUACGAAUUCCAUAAUUUCUUCCUUUGCUUCGUCCAUACCGGCGACAUCUUUAAAGCGGGUACCAAUUUCAUUCUCAUGGUUGAACAGUUUUGCUCUACUCUUUCCUAUGCCGAAAAUACCGCCACCAGCACCAGAACCAGCUCCUGCUCGUCUGCUCAUCCAGUACAAUAAACCAGCGAAAAGCAAAGUUGGUGCGAAGUGUAAGAUCAUAUUAAGCGGUGAAGUUUCUUCAUGGUAUGCGACCGGAAUCUUCUCGUGGUUUGGUACGCCAAGUUCCUUUUGUGCCUCAUCGAGGUGACGUUCGAAAGCGUCUACGCUGCCAAUAGAGAAGUACAUACCGUAGCUAGAAGGAACAUCGCCACGCAAGCCAACUCGUACUUUGUUACGGUUUACUACGACCAAACGCUCAACGAGACCUCUGUCGAGGUAGCCUGUUCUGAACUCUUGCCAGGUAACUUCCCUCUCGGUAGCGUCUGGCACAAGGAGUCUAUAGGUGAAAUAUGUACCGACACCCAUCAUUAAAAGCUGCUGUCCGUUGAUGCGAAUUUCAGUGUGUGGUCCACCGCCGCCACCGCCUGGGAAACCACCUGGGAAACCGCCUUCGCUGUCCUUCUUGUCCUUCUUCUUGUUAUCCUCGCUGUCGUCAUCCUCAUCCUUGCGCUUGUUUUGUUUCUUCUCGUCACUCUUGUCGUCUCUUCGGAUGAUAGGCGUAUGAGUGAAUUGCCUCUGUGGAUUGAAUUUUGUUAUUGGCCUAAAAUACCGCGGCCUUAUUAAAUUAGAUAAUCUUAGCAUCUCGUCGUAUUUCCUCAAGUUGCGCGAAAUCGUUGAGAUCUCUCUUUGGCAGGAAAUGCAAGGAUCAAAAAUAUUAGGAAUUGCUAGAGCCUCUACUACGCCUAUUGCUCCCCCAUUCGUACACCUUCCUCUUAGGCAUCUAUUCCAUCCAAAAUCUGGUUUCGUAGAAAAGCAGGCAGUGCCUUUACCUUCGGACGCCUUCAAUGCUCCCCUUAGAAGGGAUAUCCUCCACUCCUGCGUUCGCAGCUUCCUUUUCUCUAAUAGAGACGGUACAAUAGCACACGUUAAGAAUAGACAUGAGGUUGCAGGUAGUCAUAGAAAACAGAGACCACAGAAAGGUACCGGUCACUCGAGAAUGGGUACCAAGCAGUCCCCGCUCCUCGUCGGUGGUGGUCAAGCUCAUGGCCCUCGUAACACCCGCAACUGGAAGCGCAAAGUUAACAAAAAGGUCUGGGCACUGGGCAUGAAGGUAGCCUUGUCCGACAAAAUUCGUUCAGGCGAGUUGGUCGCCAUUCCAGCCAGUCAUUUGGAUAUUCCAAGAACAAACAAACUGAGCAGACAACUCAGCAAUCUUGGUUUGUUAGAUAGAACGCUUUUCGUUAGCUCAGAUAUUACUUUGCACCUCGCUUCACGGAAUAUUCCUACCAUAGACACACUCACACCAGAAGAAGUUGACGUUUAUGAUGUUCUCCGCGCUAAGAAGGUUGUCGUGGACGUGCAAGCGCUUAAUUCACUCUACCACAAGAUUCAAAUAAAGGCAGGUGAGAUUGAGGGCAGCGUGGAAGAACCUGAAGAAUUCGGGUUUGAGACACCUGCACUCACUGAACAAGAAGAGCAAGCGUUGUUGGAAAAGGCUGAUUUUGUACUUAAUAAGCAGUGAUUUAUAGAUUCAUUCGG
Messenger RNA from Wallemia mellicola CBS 633.66, 1749 nucleotides. RefSeq names its product ribosomal protein L4. Gene Ontology annotation, cellular component: ribosome. Bases 908 to 1732 code for a protein of 274 amino acids. NCBI's taxonomy places the organism in Eukaryota, Fungi, Basidiomycota, Wallemiomycetes, Wallemiales, Wallemiaceae. Gene Ontology annotation, biological process: translation. Gene Ontology annotation, molecular function: structural constituent of ribosome. The transcript is spliced from 2 exons. The record is from RefSeq and is a predicted model, not a curated record.